Messenger RNA from Hippocampus zosterae (dwarf seahorse), 7559 nucleotides. RefSeq names its product L1 cell adhesion molecule, paralog a (gene l1cama). NCBI's taxonomy places the organism in Eukaryota, Metazoa, Chordata, Actinopteri, Syngnathiformes, Syngnathidae. Bases 563 to 4396 code for a protein of 1277 amino acids. Gene Ontology annotation, biological process: cell-cell adhesion. The transcript is spliced from 31 exons. The record is from RefSeq and is a predicted model, not a curated record. Gene Ontology annotation, molecular function: protein binding.
GAUGACCAGGCAUCCACACGCUGAGAUGGUGAGGUGAACGGAGCCGAGUCCGAAGCGGAGGCUCAGACGAAGGGGUGAUGUCACCUCCGAGAGGCAGCCAAUGAGGGGGAGGGGGCGAGCGCGGCCAAAGGAGGGUGUGUUUUUCUAUCACUGCAGCAUCAGCACAGCACCGAGCUGCGCACAGUCACCACGCAGCCCGGACCACAGCAGACGAGGCGGCAACUCCUCUGUUCGGGGACCCGUGAGAGGAAAGAAGCAUCUGUGCACAGUGUGGCAAAAUUUGACUUGGUCAAGAGACACCUCCGACCAUUACAGGACAACAUUUUAGAGUACGCUUGAAAAGGGUGGACAUCUCAUCGUACCUCAGCAACUUUCAAGGUUCAGGGUGUACCUCGCCUACUCCCCCAAGACAGCUGGGAUAAGCUCCAGCACGCCCGCGACCUUUGUGAGGAAAGAAGCCCAGCGGGAGGGCACGAGGGGCGCAACGACAAGCCAAACGACGAGUCCUCCACUCCACUUGUGUGUGCUUGUGUGUGUGAGGACUUGCAUGGGCCAGUGAGCCAUGGGUCACAUACAGCAACAGCAGGUUGGCAGUAGGGGGCGGCGCUUGGGCCCCCUCCUCCUCAUCAUCCCCAUCUUCCUCUACCUCCUCCAGCCCAGCCAAGCAACCAUACACAUUCCCUCCAACUACCACAUCAGUGAACUCAAGAGGCCUCCUGUUAUCGUCACACAACCCGGGUCCGUCACCGUCUUCAGCGUGGAAGAUCUCGUCAUGACCUGCGAAGCCUCGGGAAACCCGCCGCCCAUUUUUCGAUGGACGAAGGAUGGAGAGGAGUUUGACCCAGGCACUGACCCGGAGCUGAAGGUGACGGAGCGCUUGGGUUCAUUCGCCUUCUACACCCUCAGCAACACAGUAGACUCCCUGAAGCAGUACCAGGGCAAAUACGUGUGCUACGCAUCCAACGAGCUCGGCACGGCCGUCUCCAAUGAGGCCACGCUCAACACUGACGCCCCGCCGUCCCUGCAGAAAGAGAAAACAGUACCGGUACAUGUGAAGUCUGAAGAGGGAAGCAGUAUUGUUCUGAAGUGCAACCCCCCACAGAGCUCCAUGGAGCCCAUCAUUCACUGGAUGGAUUGGAAUCUCCGUCACAUCCAACUGAGCGAGCGGGUGGUGGUGGGCAAGGAUGGCAACCUGUACUUUGCCCACCUGAAAACCACGGACAGCAGGGAUGACUACACCUGCAAUGUCCAAUAUCUGGCAACUCGCACCAUUCUGGCAAAGCAACCUGUCACUCUCACCGUCAACGCGAUCAACUCAGUCCUGCGGAACAGAAGGCCCCACAUGAUGAGACCUACUGGAAGCCACAGCACUUACCAUGCACUCAGGGGCCAGACCAUGGAGCUCGAGUGCAUCGUCCAAGGCUAUCCGACUCCCAAAGUAUUGUGGGUUAGGAAGGACGGCGAGCUGUCCGAAUCACGGACUGCCAAAGAAAUGUUUGACCGGCGUCUGCGCUUCACCAACAUCUCAGAAAGUGAUGCUGGCGAGUAUCAGUGUCUUGCUGAGAAUACCCAAGGGAAGGCCCUACACUCUUACACUGUGGCAGUGGAAGCUGCUCCCUACUGGACCAAAGAACCGGUCAGUAUGUUAUACGCGCCCGGUGAGACUGUCAGACUUGACUGCCAGGCAGAGGGCAUCCCAACUCCGGUCAUCGCUUGGACCAUCAAUGGGAUCCCUCUCUCAUCAACCGACAAAGACUCCAGACGCACUCUGACACCGAGCGGCUCUCUUAUCCUAAAAGACGUGAAUUUUGGAGACACGGCCGUCUACCAGUGCAAGGCCUUCAACAAGCACGGAGCCAUCCUCUCAAACACCAACGUUUAUAUAAUUGAGCUUCCUCCACAGAUCCUAACUGAGGAUGGCAACACUUACACAGUGACUGAAGGCCAGAAAGUCUUGUUGGAGUGUGACAGCUUUGGAUCUCCAAAACCAAAAGUCUCAUGGCACAGUGGCAGUGCCUCUUCCCUUCUGGCGGAUUCCAGAAUUAACCCUCUUACCACUGGAGGUCUAGAAAUCUUCAAUGUCACCCAUGACGAUGAAGGCUUCUACACGUGCUCUGUGCAGAACACCAACCUGUCCAUCAGUGCAGAACUGGAGGUGCUCAACAGAACAAUGAUCCUGUCACCUCCGCAGGCUCUGAAGGUGCAGCCUGGACAGACUGCCAUCUUCACCUGUCUCUCUCUUGUGGAUCCCAAACUGGCCUCUCCACUUACUCAGUGGAGGAAGAAUGACCACAAGCUGUUUGCAUCUGGCACCGAUCUGAAAUACACAUUUGAAGGACCGGACUUGAUUAUCUCUGAUGCCAAACCUGAAGAUGAAGGAAACUACACGUGCCAAGUUAUCACAAAUCUGGACAUGGCUGAAGCAACUGGCACACUUACGCUACAUGAUCGUCCGGACCCUCCCGCUCUUCUGCAGCUGUCACAAGCUAAAAGGCGCGCGGUCACCCUCAGUUGGACUCCUGGAGACGAACACAACAGCCCUGUGAUAGAGUAUGUGAUUGAAUUUGAGGAUCAGGUUUCAAAUGAGCGAGGUUGGGAAGAGUUGAGCAGAGUAUCAGGGAACAAGGACCGCGCCAGUCUCUCUCUGUGGCCCUACAUGUCGUACCGUUUCCGCGUCAUUGCCAUCAACGAGGUGGGCAAGAGUGCUCCGAGCAAUCCGACUGAGAUCCACAAUACAGCUGCUGAAGCACCAGACAAUAACCCUGAAGAUGUCAGAAGUGAGUCCACCGACCCGGAUACACUUGUCAUCACCUGGGAGGAAAUGGACAAACGAGACUUUAAUGGACCUGACUUCAAGUACCGCGUCCUGUGGAGGCGUGUGGUGGGCAGCGGGCCCGACUGGCAUCCCAACUACACAACGGCGCCACCGUUAGUUGUCAGUAAGAUCGGCAACUUCUCUGCGUUCGAGAUCAAAGUGCAGGCUGUCAAUGAACAGGGGGAAGGACCUGAGCCAGAUCCUGUCAUUGGCUACUCAGGCGAGAAUUUUCCACUGGAGGCCCCCAUGAAUGUGGGCAUUGUCAUCAUGAACAGCACUGCCAUCAGGGUGACCUGGGCUGCAAUAGACAGAGAGACUGUCAGAGGACAUCUGCUUGGCUACAAGAUUCACUUGACUAGGUUUGGUCCCCGGGGUCACCACAGAGCUCAAAGAGCAAGGGAGCCAGUAACCACUGUUGUUGUUGAGACUGGAGCCAAUGAGGAGAGGAAGGUGAUUGGUUAUCUCCAACCGUACUCCCACUACGCCUUGUCUGUCAGCGUGUUCAACAGCAAAGGAGAUGGGCCGGCAUCAGAGAUGGUGUCCUUCGAGACUGAUGAGGGAGUUCCGCAUCCACCAACAUCUUUGGCGUUAGACAGUCCAUCUGAGACGGAAAUGACGCUGCGAUGGACACCGCCAAGUCAGCCCAAUGGGAUUCUUAUUGGGUACCACUUGCAGUACCAACAAAUCGUGGAGAAUGACGACAGCCCAAUGCAGGUGGUGCAAAUCGAUGACGCCACAAUCAGCCACCUAACCCUGAAGGGCCUUGAUCGCCAUAGCCACUACCGCUUCUACUUGAGGGGGCGCACUGCCGCCGGAGAUGGAGAGCCCAUAAUGAGGGAAGGUGCCACCACUCUGGAUGGAGUGCCUCCUGUCAACAUCAGCGUGUCUCCUGGAGAGAAUUUUGUUAAUAUAAGCUGGCUGACCAAGAAGAGGCACAGAAAUGUUAGAUUCCACAUCCAAUUUUUCAAGGAGAACGAUGCUAAUAAGUGGAAGAAGACAGAGAGGGUGGACUCCUCCCAGUCCUUCUACCAGCUGCAGGGUCUCAGACCCGGUUCCCAUUACCAUCUGCACUUCAUCCACAGCAACGUUACCUUCUUUCAGACAGAGAUUGACACAGAGGGAACAGGAGUGACUGAGAUGCAGCCCGGCAUUGCGACCCAGGGAUGGUUCAUUGGCCUGGUCAGCGCCAUUGUGCUGCUUCUGCUCAUACUGCUCAUCCUUUGCUUUGUCCAGAGGAACAAAGGGGGAAAGUAUUCAGUGAAAGACAAAGAAGAAGGCCCGAUGGACUCAGAAGCCCGGCCUAUGAAGGACGAGACCUUUGGAGAGUACAGGUUGGUCGUGUUAUGUCGCACUGCCAGCCAGCCAUCACUGUGCGAGGAGAGCAAGCUGUGCAGCGAGGACAACCUGAACUUCAAUGGCAGCAGCGUGUUGACCACCGAAAUCAACCUGGAUGAGUCUCUCGCCAGCCAGUUCAGUCGGCCCAGCGAGGGCCCAGAGGUGCCAGAUAAUUCCCCGCUUAACCACAGCACCGUUUCCUCCGCCACCAAUGGCCUGCCCAACCAAGUCACCAUACUCAAUUAACCUCCACGCAUCCGCAGAGGACCGUCUGACCAAAACACGUCAACACAUACGUGCCCGUACGCUCCUGUUCCCUGCUGAGUAGUUUGAUGACCAAGGCGCAAUCAAUGCAUUGACAACUCAGAUGCUGGUGGUGUCAUCUGAUCGACUAGACUGUUUUGACCAAAGGCAUGUCCAAAGUAUUGGACCAUGUGACGUAAAUCUGACUAACCCUCACAUGGAGAAAUCCGUUAACUCUACCUGAUCCUUCUUCAUGUGUGCAGUGUAAAAACGUAAAUGUUUAACUUUCAUCUAUCGUCUUUAUUUCUUGCCUCAAAAGCUCUUCAAAAAAAAUAGAAAAACGGAAUGUUGUGCGGCAGACGUGAUCAAAGGGGGCUGCGUAGAGAGCAGUUGCAUACUGAAAAGGAAGUGUAAUGGGACCACAUCUGCGUCAUUUACCAUGUUUUUUUCAAUCAUUUCACACAAUUUAAGUGCCAAUGAUUUUUUUUGAUGAUCGUGUAAUGUACACCAUUUCUAUGAGCUAGUCAUGUAUUCAUGUAAUAUGUAUAUUUAUUUCGUUUGAAUUCCACUUCAUGUUUAUUUGAAUAAUGACAGAAAAACACUCUAAUGUACGGUGCUCUAAUCAAUCAGCCGGAAAAGUACGUGAUCGGCAAAUGUCAAUCAAUGCCUUUCCACAACUUUCAAGAGGAGACGGGCCUGUGUGCGGUGUUGCGUCCCUUCCCCCUUUCCUUUCCUUCACACUGUAUAUUACAGACUAAACCAGAAACAGAAUCCAAAUAUUCGAAAGAAUGUCCCGAAAGAAUGUCUGAUUGACCCCCCCCCCCCCCAAACUUCUAAUAAUGUCUGGUCCGCAGACCUGAGGCGGCAGGCAGGUGUGUGGGGAGAAUGAGCUCAGAGAGGUACGGUGGCGCGAGGUCAUUUAGAGAUUUGAAAACAAAUAAGAGGAUCUUGAAAAUAACUCUAAAAUGUAUGGGGAGUCAGUGAAGGGAUGCCAGAGUAGGAGUUAUGUGCUCGCUCUUACGAGUACCAGUCAAGAGGCGAGCAGCGGCAUUCUGGACCACCUGAAGGCGCUUAAUGGAGGACUGGCUGACUCCAAAGUAAAGGGAAUUGCAGUAAUCAAGCCGGGAUCUGACAAAGGCAUGAAUUGCUGUCUCAAAGUGUAGAUGAGAGAGGAGAGGUUUUACUUUGGCCAGCUGUCUAAGGUGAAAGAAGCUGGAUUUAACAACAGCACCAAUUUGCCGGUCAAGUUUGAAAUCGCUGUCCAGUUUAAGGCCCAAGUUUGAGACUGUUGACUUAAGAUAAGGAGACAGGGGCCGCAAGUGUACAGGAUGAAAUGUACAAGGGCCACUGGGACCAAACAGUAUCACCUCUGUCUUCUUUUCAUUGAAAUUCAAGAAAUCUUGUGCCAUCCAGGUUUUGAUUUCUUCCAGGCAGGACAGAAGUGGCCUUAACGAGAAGGCGUCUAUUUUGCUGGAGGACAUAGAUCUGCCAGUCAUCUGCAUAGCAUUGGAAGGGAAUGCUAUGCUUCCUUAAGAUGGAACCCAGUGGGAGCAGAUACAGCGAGAAUAGCAGAGGCCCCAGAAUUGAGCCCCGUGGAACACCACAUGACAGGGGAGCAGUGCGUGACUCAGAGCAGCCAAGGCUGACACAAAAGGUUCUGUCAGCUAAAUAGGACAGAUAAGAGCACUACCGCCCAUGCCCACCAAGUGCUGCAAACGAGUCAGCAGAUUAUUGUGAUCCACUGUAUCAAAUGCUGCAGUUAAGUCCAAAUAAAACUAGACACCCUAUGGUCUCCAGUGUCAUUUGCCAGGAGGAUGUCAUUAGAUACGCGUAACAGGGUUGACUCCGUGCUAUGCAUCAUCUUGAAACCUGACUGGAAGACCUCCAAGAUGUUAUGUUCAUCCAAGAAAUGUUUCAACUGCAUGUGCACCACUUUUUCCAGAUUUUUUUAAAUGAAAGGCGGUUUGGAAAUGGGCCUGAAACUUGACAGCACAUCUGGAUCAAGACCAGGUUUCUUGAUCAAGGGUUGGACCACGGCAUGUUUAAACUGUUGGGGAACUAUACCAGAAGAGAGCCUGAUGUUGAUGAUGUCCAAGACACGAUGCACCAACACUCGGGAGAACCUCCUGAAGGAAAUGCGGGGGAAGGGAGUCGCAGGGAGAGCCAGAUGUCUUUGUCUGGAGAACUACAUCCUCCUAAAGCGUCAAGGGCACAGUCUCAAAAGCAUUUAGCACAGCAGAACACGGAACAUGGACAGAGGGGUCGGGUGCGGUAUUUGAGACCGGUGUCCUAGCUGUAGAGACCUUAUCAAUGAAGAACUGAAGGAAAUCUGUUGCACAUCUUCGGUGAAGAAUCCAAGCAAGUAGGCUGAGGGGGUUUGAGUACAGAAUCUAUCGUUUUAAAUAGUCCACGUGGGUUGUGACGGUUCGCUUAAAUAAGGUCCGACAGAUAUUCUAGUGCUCUUGAUUGAGCAAGUGUCUCCAAACCUUUGACAGGUAGUGUUUGUUCUACCUUGUCUUUAUUGACAUACUUCAUAGAUUUGAGAUCUGUUGGCCAUGAGCACUGAGGUCAGGUUUCGUACCAUUUCAUGCCAUCACUAACACACUAACAAUAGGUAAAGGGGAACUUGCUGUGAAAACGCCGAGUAGCAUCUGGUGUAUAUAUUUGCAUCGACAUGUAUCUAUUUAGCCAUAUUCCAGUAUUAUAUCUUCUUGUCCUGACAAGUUCCUGUGCCUACUGGCUUUUGCAUAGAGCACCAGAUUGAUGUCAUAACUCCUUCAUCAAGUGUAAUGUUAUGAUUGGAGAUAUAUUGUACAUUUUGUGUCAAGGCCUAUGUGUUGCUUUCUGUAUCUUGUCUUUGUCUCUUUCGGUACUGUCACGCUCCAUAUUUUGUUUGGGGAGCGGCACUUGCAGAUAAAAGAGGGUGGAGACUUGCGCGCAAACACCGUACACUUAUUCAUGCAGUUUAAGAUUGCAGAAAGGUAAAAUGUCUGGCCAUCUGCAAAUUACAUAUAUACACAUAGUUGGUAUUUACUUCACAUCUAGAGAAUGUAUUUUUUUUGUAGUACUCACAUAUGAUUUUUGUCUGUACAUUAUUCGUACCCUAAUUUGAGUAAAAGUUGUUUAUAAUUUGGAGAUUUUGUAGAUGGAAAUGAUAUGUCAAUUG